This is a messenger RNA of Brassica napus (rape), 4222 nucleotides long. Its product is annotated as formin-like protein 14. The transcript is spliced from 18 exons. The record is from RefSeq and is a predicted model, not a curated record. The coding region runs from base 276 to 3950 and encodes 1224 amino acids. Lineage: Eukaryota; Viridiplantae; Streptophyta; Magnoliopsida; Brassicales; Brassicaceae.
UGUAGAUGAUUAAUUAUAAAUAAAUCGAAAAAGCGAUUUAACUUAAUUCAAAAUUUGAAAACCAAACGUUCCCGAUUUUCAUCAUCUGCGUCCACCAUCGCCCCUGCAGCUGGCAGCAUCGGGGAAUGUAAAUAGCCAACGUCACACCCACUUUUCGUUCUAACGUGUCAGUCGGCAUCAAUCAUCGUCUUCUCCUUCUCUUAUAAACCCUAAUUUCUGGUGCAGUCGCACACAUCCUCGAAACCAUCUGUGUUCGAUUUUCAGGUUUCGCUACAAUGUCUCUGUUAAGUAGGUUCUUCUACAAGAGACCACCAGAUGGGUUGCUUGAGUUUGCUGAUAGAGUUUAUGUUUUCGAUUCUUGUUUUUGCACGGAAGUGUUGCCGGAUGACUUAUACCAAAUCUUCCUUCACGAAGUCAUCAAUGACUUACAUGAAGACUUUCCCGAAUCAUCUUUUCUAGCAUUCAAUUUCCGACAAGGGGAGAAAAAGAAAAGAAGCGUCUUUGCUGAAACCCUCUGUGAAUACGAUGUUACCGUCCUUGAGUAUCCAAGGCACUAUGAAGGCUGCCCUUUGCUUCCUUUAUCACUGAUCCAGCAUUUUCUCCGUGUCUGUGAGAGCUGGCUUUCUCGUGGGAGCCGUCAGGAUGUUAUUCUUCUUCACUGUGAAAGAGGAGCCUGGCCUCUUCUGGCUUUUGUCCUUGCUAGUUUCUUGAUUUUCAGGAAAGUUCACAGCGGCGAGCGAAGGUGUCUUGAGAUUGUGCUUCGUGAGGCUCCCAAGGGUCUCUUGCAGCUGCUCUCGCCCUUAAAUCCUUUCCCGUCUCAACUUCGUUAUCUUGAGUAUGUAGCGAGGAGGAACUUGAAUCCUCAGUGGCCACCUCCUGAAAGAGCGCUUUCUUUGGAUUGUGUGAUUAUUCGAGGUAUUCCAAUUUUUGACUCCCAAUAUGGAUGCAGACCUAUUAUACGUAUCUUUGGAAGAAGCUUUAGUAGCACAACUGGUCUUUCCACGGAGAUGCUCUAUUCUAUGUCCAAUAUAGAUAAACCCCUCCGGCUUUACCGACAGGCAGAAUGUGAGGUGAUCAAAAUUGACAUCCAGUGCUGGGUGCAAGGAGAUGUUGUACUGGAGUGUGUGCAUAUGGAUUUAGAACCAGAACGAGAGGUUAUGAUGUUUCGUGUGAUGUUCAAUACUGCAUUUAUCAGGUCCAACAUACUAAUUCUGAACCCUGACAACUUGGAUAUUCUUUGGGAGGCCAAGAAUCAUUAUCCAAAAGGGUUUCGAGCAGAGGUUUUGUUUGGAGAAGUUGAGAAUGCUUCGCCUCAGAAAGUUCCAACCCCAAUAGUAAAUGGUAAUGAGAUUGGUGGCUUGCCCAUAGAAGCCUUUUCUAAAGUUCAAGAACUUUUUAGUGGUGUGGAUUUGGCUGAAAAUGGAGACGAUGCUGCUUUUUGGUUGCUGAAACAACUUGCUGCCAUAAAUGAUGCAAAAGAGUUCCGGCACAAAGGGAGUUAUUAUUUUAAUUCUCCCGACUCUGAAGAGGAGACCAACACAUCUAGUGCCGCGGACAGUUCUGAUGAAGGACUUGAUGCCACUCAUAGACCUCGAGCCUCUCUAUCUUUUGAUAAUGAUGAGACAGAAGACAUUUCUACAUCGUUGGCUCCUGAAUCUUCAGAGGAACCUCAUGUAUUCCCUCGUCGUCAACAGCAAGAAGUUUCAGCGAAGCAAAGUGUCCACCCUUCGACUCUUCCACCUUCUGUCACACUUUUGCCUCCACCGCCACCGCCCCCUCCAUUUCCCGUAAACAAAGUUACAAGCAUAGGCUCGUUGUCAUCCCAACCCCCACCUCCGCCGCCACCUCUCCCUAGUUUCAGCAGUAGAGAUCCUCUGACAACAUCGCACCAGCCUUUCAACAAAACCCCACCACCUCCUCUACCUUACUGUAGCAGCAUUUCUCCACUUUCAGUUCCACCUCCACCACCAUCCCCACCCCCACCCCCACCACCUUCGUUUGGGAGCACAGGAAAUAAACUUCAGGCGCAGCCACCUCCUCCUCCUCCGAUCCAUGCAUCUUUGACUAAAUGUGCACCCCCACCCCCACAGCCACCUACAUCUCAUUCUGGUCUUGCUCGUGUUGGCCCAUCUUCUGCACCCCCACCACCUCCACCUCCGCCUCCUAAGGCUAAUAUUUCAAAUGCCCACAUGCCACCUCCUCCACCACCUCCACUUCCUCCUUCAUCUGCAAAGUUGGGGCCGCCCCCUCCACCCCCACCACAUCCUCCUUCAUCUGUAAAGUUGGGUGCUCCCCCUCCGCCUCCACCACCACCACCACUUCCUCCUUCAUCUGCAAAGUUGGAUGCUCCCCCUCCGCCUCCUCCACCACCACGUCCUCCUUCAUCUGCAAAGUUGGGUGCUCCCCUUCCGCCUCCUCCACCACCACUUCCUCCUUCAUCUGCAAAGUUGGGUGCGCCCCCUCCGCCUCCACCACCACCACGUCCUCCUUCAUCUGCAAAGUUGGGUGCUCCCCCUCCGCCUCCACCACCACUACUAUCCAAGACCCUUGCUUCCCCUAGGCCAGCUCUAUCCAAGACCCCUGCUCCCCCUCCUCCGCCAGCUUUGGGUCGUGGGACAAGUAGUGGCCCACCACCACUGGGAGCAAAAGGUUUAAAUGCACCUCCGCCACCUCCUGCUGCAGGAAGGGGCAGAGCUUCCUCGGGACUUGGAAGAGGCCGAGGUGUAAGUGUGCCUACUGCUGCACCUAAGAGAACCGUGCUAAAGCCUUUGCAUUGGUCUAAAGUUACUCGGGCAGCAAUAGGUAGUUUAUGGGCUGAUACUCAGAAACAGGAAAAUCAACCACGUGCCCCUGAAAUAGAUAUAUCAGAGCUCGAGAGUCUUUUUUCUGCAGCUUCAGAUACGACUGCUAAGAAAAGCACAGGUCGCCGUUCGAGUAUCAGCAAACCUGAAAAAGUUCAACUGGUUGACCUGCGAAGAGCAAAUAACUGUGAAAUAAUGCUUACGAAAAUAAAGAUUCCUCUACCAGAUAUGCUUAGCGCAGUUCUAGCCUUAGAUUCGUCAGUUCUGGACAUCGACCAGGUUGAAAAUCUCAUCAAGUUUUGUCCGACGAAGGAAGAAAUGGAAUUGUUGAGGAAUUAUACUGGUGACAAAGAAAUGCUUGGAAAGUGUGAACAGUUUUUCUUGGAACUAAUGAAGGUUCCACGUAUAGAAGCAAAGUUACGAGUGUUUGGCUUCAAGAUUACCUUUGCUUCUCAGGCGGAAGACUUAAAAAGCUGCCUUACUACAAUAAACGCUGCUACUAAAGAGGUGAAGGAGUCUGCAAAGUUGCGUCAGAUUAUGCAAACAAUUUUAACACUGGGAAAUGCUCUAAAUCAGGGAACUGCAAGAGGGUCUGCUGUGGGUUUCAAACUGGAUAGUCUUCUUAAAUUAUCCGACACUCGUGCAAGAAAUAACAAAAUGACUUUGAUGCAUUACUUAUGCAAGCUUGUUGGUGAAAAAAUGCCAGAGUUGCUGGAUUUUGCUAAUGACCUUGUUCACUUGGAAGCUGCCUCGAAGAUUGAAUUGAAAACAUUGGCUGAAGAAAUGCAGGCGGCUGAUAAAGGCCUUAAAAAGGUUGUGCAAGAACUCGUAGCUUCAGAAAACGAUGGUGCAAUUUCUCUGGGUUUCCGGAAGGUAUUGAAGGAGUUUCUUGAUAUCGCUGAAGCAGAAGUGAGGUUGCUUGCUUCCUUAUAUAAAGAAUCUGGAGGAAAUGCAGAUUCCUUGUGCCAGUACUUCGGUGAGGAUCCAGCUCGGUGUCCUUUCGAACAAGUGACCAAGAUUCUGACUCUUUUCAUGAAAACGUUCAUCAAAUCUCGAGAGGAGAAUGAAAAACAGGCCGAGGCUGACAAGAAGAAGCUGGAGAAAGAUGCAACUAAAGAGGCGCCAUUGGCAAACAAAGAUAACGAAUGAUGUUAACCUCCAGAAUCCAUAGACAUGGAACGUUAACAACCCGAGGGUUUCAGACCGAUGAAAGAUUUGUUUUAUAGUACUCGAUGUUGCACAUACCAAACACGAGCAGAGAUCUUUUCCUAGAUCAUAGACAACUUUGAUGAUGGAAGUAUAAACUCUAUAUGAUCAUCACUUCAUUCAUUGAUGUAAUCCGAGCUUCGUGUGUAUGUCCUAGAAAAUAUUUGAAACUUGUAUAUCUUUUUUCAAAGAAUAAUAAUUUUCUUUACAUUCUA